AUGGCUUCCUUGCCCAAGCCUUCCACCUCCAGGAACGGAGCAGACGUGACUGUUCUGCUUGGUUCGCAAUGGGGUGACGAGGGUAAAGGUGAGUCGUAUGGUAGCCGGAGCAUGAUGAGGUCUAGGUCUCUUCAGCGACUGAACCUGCUGCUUUGAUUUGCUUGCUGCGCUGCUACAGGCAAGCUAUCGGAUAUCUUAUCGGCAGAGAUGGACGUCUGCGCGAGGUGUGCUGGAGGUAACAAUGCUGGACACACCAUCGUGGUCAACAUGCCUGGCCCAGACGACAAGCCUGUCCGCACAAAGUUCGACUUUCAUCUGCUCCCAAGUGGUGAGUAUCACCGUUGUACUCGUCCUCAUCGCGCCUUGUCACGAGUGCUGCUUGUGUGAAUUGAUUCGACCCGUUGUAUGCGCCCAGGCUUGGUCAACCCAAAAUGCGUAGGCUUCAUCGGCUCGGGUGUGGUGGUCCACGUACCAUCAUUCUUUGCAGAGCUGGACGCGCUCGAGAAGAAGGGUGAGUGUGUCCGUACGAGCUUCCGCUGAGUCCCCGCAUUGACGCUCUCCCCUUCUGGCCGGAAUUCAAUAGGUCUGAACUGUGACGGACGUCUGUUCGUGUCAGAUCGCGCGCACCUGGUCUUUGACUUUCACCAAGUGGUGGAUGGUCUGAAGGAAAUCGAGCUAGGAGGAAGCAGCAUUGGAACGACAAAGAAGGGAAUUGGACCCGCCUACUCUUCCAAGGCUUCCAGAUCCGGUCUGCGCGUUCAUCACUUGUAUGACCCAGAGCAAUUUGCUGCGAAGUUCCGCAAGCUGGUCGAGGGUCGCAUCAAGCGCUAUGGUCAUUUCGAGUACGAUACAGAGGGAGAGAUUGCGCGCUACAAAGUGAGCAUGUGAUCAUCUGCUUGGCGUGCCGCUCGACUUGUCCUUGAAGCUGAAACACUACACGCUCGUAUUGGACAGGCGUUUGCUGAGCGUCUCAAGCCCCACAUCGUCGACGGAGUCACUUUCAUCCACCAAGCAAUCUCGGACAAGAAGCGCAUUUUGGUGGAGGGUGCAAACGCGCUGAUGCUCGAUCUGGACUUUGGCACCUACCCGUUCGUUACCAGCAGCUCCACCUCCAUUGGAGGUGUUUGCACGGGAUUGGGCAUUCCUCCUCAGUCCAUUGGCGAGGUGAUUGGGGUUGCCAAAGCGUACACUACGAGAGUUGGAGGAGGACCUUUUCCCACUGAGCAGCUGAAUGUGAGUUUUCUAUCCACAAUAGGGGCGCUAAACCUACGUGUUGCGAUGCCCCCCUUCCCGCCAAACCCUCCUCUACCUCGCUCAAUCUAGAACGACCGGUCUCGCUGACACGUGCUACCUUGAUGCUGUCGCAGGACAUCGGUGUCCACCUCCAAGAGGUGGGUGCAGAGUACGGCGUCACAACGGGCAGAAGAAGACGAUGCGGAUGGUUAGACCUAGUAGUGCUGCGCUACUCGUGCCUCGUAAACGGCUACACUUCUCUCAACCUGACCAAGCUAGACAUUUUGGACGGUCUGGACGAGCUAAAGAUUGCCACGUCUUAUAGACUGCACGGCAAAGAUCUUCAAUCCUUUCCCGCCGAUCUGGAAAGCUUGGCAGAGGUGGAGGUGGUGUACGAGACUGUGCCUGGUUGGAAGGAGGACAUCACAAAGGCUACAAGCUUUGAACAAUUGCCCGAAAAAUGCAAAGCUUACGUGCUGCGCAUCGAGCAAUUUUUGGGAGUCCACAUCAAAUGGAUCGGGGUGGGAGCUGGAAGGGAAAGCAUGAUUGUCCGCUAA
Molecule: messenger RNA, 1790 nt
Organism: Ceraceosorus bombacis
Lineage: Eukaryota; Fungi; Basidiomycota; Exobasidiomycetes; Ceraceosorales; Ceraceosoraceae
Source: the annotation of a GenBank genome assembly